Cornus florida is the source of this 769-nucleotide messenger RNA. Its product is annotated as transcription factor MYB114-like. Bases 71 to 667 code for a protein of 198 amino acids. Lineage: Eukaryota; Viridiplantae; Streptophyta; Magnoliopsida; Cornales; Cornaceae. The record is from RefSeq and is a predicted model, not a curated record. The transcript is spliced from 3 exons.
CCCCCCCCCUCUCUCUCUCUCUCUCUCUCUCUCACACACACACACACACACACACGCAAACAUCUGAUCUAUGGCUCCAAAGAAUGAAGGGUCAGCUAAAAAAGUGUUUAACAAAGGAGCAUGGACAGCUGAGGAAGAUCAAAAACUAGCACAGUACAUUGAAAUCCAUGGGGCAAAGAAGUGGAAAACAGUAGCAAUCAAAUCAGACUUAAACCGGUGUGGGAAGAGCUGUAGAUUGAGAUGGUUGAAUUAUCUCAGACCUAACAUCAAGAGAGGCAACAUUUCUGAUGAAGAAGAGGACUUAAUACUCAGACUUCACAAGCUACUAGGAAACAGGUGGUCUCUGAUAGCUGGGAGGCUUCCAGGUCGAACUGACAACGAAAUAAAGAAUUACUGGAAUUCCCAUUUGAGCAAGAAAAUAAAUCGAAAAGAGAAAACACCAGUAACUUCGACGUCACAAGAGACUGCACCUGCGAAAAAUGUGGCCACCAUUGAGGCGGAGAAAGAAGCUAGCACCACCGGGAGUGGAGACGAGGGGGUUAGCUUUGAUGUGAACGAAUUCUUCGAUUUCUCUAGCGAAGGCACCUAUGGGUUGGAGUGGGUGAACAAGUUUCUUGAACUCGAUGAGGAUCCGUGGAUUACUGAGAAUAAUGUGACGUUUGUGUAAAUUGUAGUGAGUGAGUGAGUGCCUAGCUUAGAGAAACUAAUGCUGUAAAUUUUGAAUUCAUUGCUUUGAUCAAUAAACUAAGUGAUCUUGACUUGCUCAAUA